Molecule: messenger RNA, 5451 nt
Organism: Seriola dumerili (greater amberjack)
Lineage: Eukaryota; Metazoa; Chordata; Actinopteri; Carangiformes; Carangidae
Gene: c2cd5
Product: C2 calcium dependent domain containing 5
Exons: 30
Coding region: 324-3605 (1093 amino acids)
Biological process (GO): intracellular protein transmembrane transport; positive regulation of protein targeting to membrane; positive regulation of D-glucose transmembrane transport
Cellular component (GO): plasma membrane
Molecular function (GO): calcium ion binding; calcium-dependent phospholipid binding
Source: RefSeq, a predicted model, not a curated record
CGUGGGCUGUAUCCUUAUCAAGCUAGCCGUUGGCGUUACAUGCUAACCAGCUACAUAUGUGAUGAAUUUGUAUGUCGGUCUUAACAUCACCUGUACAGCUGUAACAGUGUACAUUUAUUCGUAGUACCACCUCGUGAACAUUUCUAACUGAAAGGACUCUUUCCUGGCUGGUGCAGUGGGAACUAAGGUCUCGUGUUAUGGGAGAGACACGGAGGUCAGACGAGCGGUGGGCUGUCAACAAUAAUGUUCGAGCAAAAGGAGCCUGCUGCCGCUUUGACAGCUGUCUGUUGAUAUUGUAGCACCGAUCGACUUAAAUUUGAAUUAUGCCUGGGAAACUAAAGGCCAAGAUUGUGGCAGGGCGCCACUUGCCUGUGAUGGACCGAGCCAGUGACCUUACUGAUGCUUUUGUUGAGGUAAAGUUUGGAAACACAACAUUCAAAACAGAUGUCUGUCCCAAAUCUCUCAAUCCACAGUGGAACUCAGAAUGGUUCAAAUUUGAGGUUGAUGAUGAGGACUUGCAGGAUGAACCAUUGCAGAUCACAGUGUUGGACCACGACACAUAUAGUGCUAAUGAUGCCAUAGGGAAAGUUUACAUUGACAUUGACCCGCUGCUGUGCAGUGAGGCUGCGUCUGUUAUCUCUGGCUGGUUUCCCAUCUAUGAUACCAUCCACGGUAUCCGAGGGGAGAUCAAUGUCCUCGUCAAAGUGGAGCUCUUCAAUGAUUUGAAUCGCUUCAGACAGUCCUCCUGUGGGGUGAAGUUCUUCUGCACCACAUCCAUUCCACGGUGUUACCGGGCAGCGAUGGUGCACGGGUUUGUGGAGGAACUUGUGGUGAAUGAAGAUCCAGAGUACCAGUGGAUUGACCGUAUUCGAACUCCCAGGGCCUCCAAUGAGGCUCGUCAGAGGCUCAUCUCUCUCAUGUCUGGAGAGCUACAAAGGAAAAUAGGGCUUAAAGUACUGGAGAUGGGUGGGAAUGCCGUGGUGGGGUACUUGCAGUGUUUCGACCUGGAGGGAGAGUCAGGCCUGGUGGUCCGGGCUAUAGGUACCGCCUGUACAUUGGACAAACUCAGCUCUGGAAGCGCCCCCAACACCAACACACAUGUGCACCCUAACACGGCACCUGCUUCCAAUGCCUGCAAUUCCCCUUCUAAGGAUGGAAAGGAGCCGGUAUUUGGUGAGGACCUGCCCUCGUUCUCUGGCCCGCCCACCCCUUUCAGAGCCCUUCCCUCCUCCUCCUCCUCUCCUCCCCCCUUCUCUCCCUCCAAGCCAUGCAGCCGCCAGUCCUCAUCAUCAGACACAGACCUCAGUUUGACGCCCAAGACGGGAAUGGGCAGCGGGGGCAGCGCCGGGAAGGAGGCAGGGCCUCUGAAGACCCUUCUCAGACAACAGACGCAGACAGCUCUGGAACAGAGGGAGUUCCCCUUCUUCACUCUGACGUCUUUCCCACCUGGUUUUCUGGUCCAUGUUGGUGGAGUGGUCAGCGCUCGCUCUGUCAAGCUACUGGACCGCAUACACAACCCUGCCUUGGGUAACACGCGCUCAUACAAACUGCUAGACUGGAAUAGUGUCACUGCAGAUGAGCCAGAGACUCGCGAUGCCUGGUGGGAAGAGAUUCGCCAGGAGAUCAAAUCUCAUGCCAAAGCUCUCGGUUGCCAUGCUGUCGUGGGGUACAGCGAGAGCACGAGCAUCUGUGAGGAGGUGUGUAUCCUGUCAGCAUCAGGCACAGCAGCCAUCCUGAAUCCUCGAUACAUGCGCGAAGGCUGCCUGGAUAUCGGAAGCACCGAUCACAGGUUGUUUGAGGAGCCGUCUCCCCCAAGCUGUGGUUUCUGUCACAUCCCGUAUGAUGAGCUCAACAUGCCGUUUCCCGCCCAGCUCACGUACUGUUACCACUGCAGACGACAAAAGGUUCCUGAUGUGCUAUUCACAACAAUCGAUAUGCCACAAGAAGCAGCUGUCACAGGGAAAGGCUGCCUUAUCCAGGCCAGACUGUGUCGUCUGAAGAAGAAAGCCCAGGGUGAGGUUAAUGCGACGGCCAUCUCCAACCUGCUGCCUUUUAUGGAGUACGAGCUGCACACUCAGCUGAUGAACAAACUGAAGCUGCGGAGCAUGAACGCCCUGUUUGGCCUACACAUACAGAUCAGUGUUGGCGAGAACAUGCUCCUGGGUCUGGCUUCUGCUACAGGAGUGUACCUGACAGCACUACCGGGACCAGGGGGUAUUCAGAUAGCAGGGAAGACUCCCGGCGACCUGAGCAAUGAGCACCACAUCCUCACCAUCCAGAAAAGGAUCAACGACACCAUAGCCAAGAACAAAGAGCUCUAUCAAAUAAACCCUCCGAAAUUAUUUGCCCUGGACCCUGAGGUGUUCGGCGGCAUAAACAUGGAACUGACGGAGGAAGUGGUGGGUUCUCCGAUCCCUGAACCGAGGCAACGAUCCAGACUUUUGCGCUCCCACUCGGAGAGCUCAGAUGAGCUGUCAGAACUGGACCUCUCCCAUGGCAAGAAGGAUGCCUUUGUCCUGGAGAUUGAUGACACUGAUGCUGUGGAGGACAUCCACUCCCUUCUCACUGACGCCUCUCCACCCACAGGUUUCUACAGCUGCAACACUGAGCUCAUGCCUGGGAUUUACAACUGGACUUCAGGAGUGCAGAUGUUUACGUCGGUGAGGGUCUUUAGGUUGAGUAAUGCCAAUCUUACAAACCAAGGCUUGAACAAGAUCUUCACUGACCUAUGUGAGAAUCUGCUGAAGAGUUUUUACUUCAAGUUGCGCUCUAUGAUCCCCUGCUGUCUUUGUCAUCUCAACUUCACUGUAGCAGUGCCAGAAGAAGAACUCAUACAGGUCACAGUAACAGCAGUUGCCAUGACAUUUGACAAGGACCAGACUCAGGAGAAGCCAGCAGACAAGCCUACGACCAAAGGGUGCAGUGAGACUGAAGAGCAGCUGCAGUUUCCCUUGGAGUUGUGUGCAGACUCAUCCAACACUCAGCCAUCAUCCAAAAUCUCAGGUGUCCCAGAGAGUACUAACGUCUCACCCAGAGCUGCCUCCGUUGAUUACGGUUCCUUUGCAGACAGAUGCAGCACCUGGCUAGAGCUGCUUAGGCUGAAAGCUCACACCAUAAGACGAGGAUCAGUUAAGACAAUCUCAUCUUUGGAGCGCUGCAGUCCGCUGCCUGAGGGACGGUCCCGCUCACUGCGCUCCAAUCGCUCGUUCGGGGGGACUUCAGUCACCGUGGUGAAGAUGACGCCGCUCUCCUUCCUCCCCGGGACACGCAUCAUUAAGUACCUUGGGAUAAUCAACAUGUUUUUUAUCAGAGAGACAACAUCAUUGCGGGAGGAAGGUGGUGUUAGUGGCUUCCUGCAUUCAUUCAUAGCAGAGGUGUUCGCGAUGGUUCGAGCGCAUGUAGCAGCCCUGGGUGGUAAUGCAGUAGUGUCCUACAGCAUGAAAGAGUGCGUGUUAAUGGAAAAUCCAAACAAGAACCAGGCACAGUGUCUCAUCAAUGUGAGUGGUGAUGCCGUCAUCUGUGUCAAGGAAACAGACCAGGAGCCCAUGCCCUCAACCACAAACAUUGGACAGACCUGUAGCAGUGGAGCUGAUGGGGCUACAUGACAGUGAAACACAGAGACUCAUUUUGUCUGCAGGGCACACAAUCUGAGUGAACACACUCUCCGAGUCUAGCCGUCCAAGUAUGAGUCAUUUAUGUCUGCCUUAAAACUCUAUAAAAGAUCCAAAGGUGUGGACACAGGUAAUAAAGCAAGUACUCACACAAUCUCAAAAACAUGAAGUGUGUAUUGAGAUAGGAGAGCAGGAUGUUUCUCUUUUUGUUUUUCUAUGUUUAAAGACAGCAUUUGUGCACAAGAUACUGAUGUAGCUCUUUGAGAAUUAGGUAAUCUGAGAGUAUUUCAAAACUUUUUGUUUAAAACAACAGCCACAGGACCCAUCUGCAUCUAAAUUAUGCCUAUGCAUUAUAGCUGUCCAUAUUGGGGUUGCCCACAGCUACAGUAUAUUGGCCAUCCCCUUGUGUUUGGGCAUGAAUGAAACAGGAGGCAGCUAUGACUAAUAUGUCCUUCCACAGAUCACAGGAUUCAUUAAAUGGCUAUGCCAAAAGGGACACAGUUGUAUGAUUACAAUGCAGUCAGAUUCUCCCUCAGUGUUAGGCUUUGUUUCGAGUAACAUGCAGAUUAAAAGACUAUCAGUCCAUUUCAAAGUUGAUGGAUAAAGGCUGUGUCAGACAGGACAAGUAUUUUAAUGUCAACAUGACUUCGUCAAAAUACAAAAUUCAGCCUAGAAUAUAAAUUUUAAAGCUAAAAUCCAAACAACCAAGGUAAACCUGUGAUGCCAUUUUGUUAUAAUCAUGUAAGAAUUAAUUGUUGUCCAGUUUUAAUGUAUAAAUUAGUUUUAUGUCUAAAUUAGAUUUUGUAUUGAUUUUGUUGAUUGAUAAACUUCCUAAUUACUGUCACAGUAUUGCUGAUUUGCAGUAUCUUAUAGAUAAUUAAAUUUCUAGGGAAGUGUCAAAUAAUGAUGCCACAGAUUACAGCCUUGUUUUUAUUUCUGGUAGUUACUCAAGUUACACACAUCUAUAACAAACAGGCAACGAUUACAGGCAUUAUACGCGCAUAUUUUUGUAGAGCGAGAAUUUUCCUUUUACAACAGCCAUUACUAUGUAUUCCAGUAACUAUUUUAUAAAUUAAAACUUUUUUUUAUUGCUUAAUGGCAAAAUGGAAAAAAACGAGUGGGAUAAUGUGUAUGCCUUUUUUUAUUCACUUUCAUGUGGGCUGGGGAUGGUGUAAUGUCUGAUGAGUAUAAAUGGAACAGACAUCCAGUCUUAGUUAUAUACUGUGGCCCUUUGGGGUCUAACGACUAAACUGGGGUCUAAAGUCUUUGAAAUCCUUUUGACUGAAUUACAUCUUUACUGGUAUAUGAUGAGGCACUUAUCGCUUCUCUUGCAGCUCCAGGAUCAGUUCCUCUUCUUGAUGCGUCUUUUUGUCAGUGUCAAAUGUCACAUCCCUUUGCCAAGCCUCAUCAUUGUUGCUUUGGCAUUCAUGUUCCAAAUAAUAGUCCUGCUACUGAUCUGUCCAUCUCCGACAUUGAUGUCCAAUGCUGGAAAAGAAAGCAUCUUCUGGUGUAGGUGCCACCUGAAAAUAAACUGUGUAAAUGUUCUCUAAAAUCAGAUUUUAGUAUUUUUGUAACAUAAAAUUUAUGAAACCUACUGCUCAUUUUGCUUGUGCAAUGAAUUCCUGAUGUUUUGACUCACUGUGUCAGAGAAUAAUAGGUACUCUAAUCUGUUUGUGUGAUCAGCAGUUUGUGAUCAGUUUCUUAUAUUUGUGUCUGAAACUUGAAUGUACAUACUUAGAUGCUUUUGCUUUCUGACUAGCAGCAUGCAGACCCACUUUUUAUUGCCAUGAAUCUGUAUGCUCGCCUGGUAAGUCUUGCACAAUAAACUCAGUCAAACCAA